AACCUUGGCUCUAUUCGAUGCUUGUAGGCUACUUGAUCAGCUGUAACCAUGGCCAAAUCCCUAAAAUCUAGGGAUUCGGAUAGCAUGUCUCGAUGGUCCGAGUACCUCAACGCCGAAGAAUCCUCCCCUUCGACAUCAACACCGGGUUCUGGAGCUCAUCAGAAGGGCUUACACGUGGAAUCUGUGGUCCAGCUGUCUAAAGUCGCAGAGGGUUUAUUGUCCAAAGCUUACAAAUUGUAUCGUGUUUUGGAUAGCCCUGAUGUUGCGUCGCAUACAUUUUCGGAUGCGUUUUGGAUGGCCGGCGUGCUUCCUAAUUUUCCAAGGCUUUGUGUACUUUUGUCGAAGAGGUUUCCGGAGCACCCGAAUAAGUUGCAGCUGGAGAGAGCUGAUAAAGUUGCACUUGAUGCUUUAAAUGGCAGCGCAGACGGUUAUCUACAGAAUUUAGAACCGUGGAUUGGGCUUCUACUUGACUUAAUGGCUUUCCGGGAGCAAGCUUUGCGCCUUAUAUUGGAUUUGAGUAGUACAGUCAUCACUUUGUUGCCGCAUCAGAACUCACUAAUUCUACACGCUUUCAUGGAUCUCUUUUGUUCCUUUGUCCGCGUUAAUCUUUUCUCUGAUAAGAUACCAAGAAAAAUGAUUAUUCAAGUGUAUAAUCUCUUGCACUCCAUGUCAAGAGGUGGUCGAGACUGUGAGUUUUACCAUCGAUUGGUUCAGUUUGUAGACUCCUAUGAUCCACCAGCAAAAGGGUUGCAAGAAGACCUUAAUUUUGUCAGCCCUCGUAUAGGAGAGGUACUUGAGGCCGUGGGUCCUAUCAUUUUUCUUUCUACCGACACAAAAAAGCUGAGAAAUGAAGGGUUUCUAAGCCCAUUUCAUCCUCGUUAUCCUGAUAUACUGACAAACUCUGCUCAUCCCAUGAGGGCUCAAGACUUGGCUAAUGUGACUGCUUAUCGAGAAUGGGUGCUAUAUGGCUAUCUUGUUUGUCCUGAUGAGCUUCUCCGUGUCACAAGUAUUGAUAUUGCAAUGGUUGUACUCAAGGAAAACUUAGUCCUCACCCUAUUCAGAGAUGAGUAUGUCCUAUUGCAUGAAGAAUAUCAGCUUUACGUUCUGCCAAGAAUUUUAGAAUCAAAGAAAAUGGCCAAAUCUGGACGUGCAAAACAGAAGGAAGCAGAUUUGGAGUAUAAUGUUGCUAAACAGGUCGAGAAAAUGAUAUGUGAGGUCCAGGAACAAGCACUUGUCACUUGUAAUGCUAUACACUGGGAGAGGAGGAUACUUAUCAAACAAGAAAUUGGGAGAAUGGUUUUGUUUUUUGCAGAUCAACCUAGUUUAUUGGCACCUAAUAUUCAGAUGGUAUUUUCCGCACUUGCUUUGGCUCAAUGUGAGAUAAUUUGGUACUUCCAACAUGUUGGAAUUGCAUCACCAAAAUCUAAAGCCACACGAAUGGUAUCCAUUGACGUUGAUGCAGCUGAUCCAACUAUAGGAUUCUUAUUAGAUGGAAUGGAUAAACUUUGCGGUUUAGUUCGCAAAUACAUUGCAGCGGUAAAAGGUUAUGCAUUAUCCUAUCUAUCAUCUUGUGCUGGAAGAAUCCGAUUUUUACUUGGUACUCCAGGAAUGGUGGCUCUGGAUUUAGAUGCCACUUUGAGGGGCCUCUUUCAACAAGUGGUUCAUUGUCUUGAGAACAUACCAAAGCCUCAAGGAGAGAGUAUCUCUGCUAUUACGUGUGACCUAUCUGACUUGCGGAAGCACUGGUUGUCAAUUUUAAUGAUUGUCACAUCUUCGAGGUCAUCUAUAAAUAUUAGGCACCUAGAAAAAGCAACGGUUUCAACUGGAAAAGAAGGCUUGUUGUCUGAAGGAAAUGCUGCAUACAAUUGGUCCAGAUGUGUGGAUGAACUUGAAGCUCAACUAUCGAAGCAUGGAAGCCUCAAAAAGCUUUAUUUCUAUCACCACCAUCUGACAGCAGUAUUCAGAAACACCAUGUUUGGGCCAGAAGGACGCCCACAGCACUGCUGUGCGUGGCUUGGAGUUGCAAGCAGUUUUCCAGAGUGUGCUUCUACUACUGUUCCAGAAGAGUUGAGUAAAAUUGGAAGAGAUGCUAUUUUGUAUGUUGAGUCCCUUAUUGAAUCUAUCAUGGGUGGCCUGGAAGGUCUCAUAAAUAUUCUGGACUCGGAAGGUGGAUUUGGCUCCUUGGAAUUGCAGCUUCUCCCAGAGCAAGCAGCCAUUCGCAUGAACAAUGCAAUGAAACUCUCAAACCAUUCAAAAUCACCUAAAGCAUUUCCUGGUUUUCCAAUGCCAGGACAAGAGAGCUAUCCUGAAAAUAGUAACUCUGUCAAAAUGUUAGAAGCUGCCAUGCAGAGAUUGACAAAUCUUUGCUCUGUGUUGAAUGAUAUGGAGCCAAUAUGUGUUCUAAACCAUGUCUUUGUUCUUCGAGAGUAUAUGAGAGACUGUAUCCUUGCAAACUUCAGGAGAAGGCUACUUACUGUUUUGAGGACUGAAAGUGGCCUUCAACGCCCAUCAAUUAUGGAAUCACUUAUACGAAGGCACAUCAGCAUCAUCCACCUAGCGGAGCAACACAUCAGUAUGGACCUCACCGAGGGCAUUCGUGAAGUCUUACUGAUGGAAGCCUUCACUGGGCCAGUUUCCAUUCUACACAAGUUUGAAAAGCCUGUCGAUUUACAGAGCGGAUCUGCAGUAGAAAUCAUCUGCAACUGGUACAUUGGGAACAUUGUCAAAGAUGUAUCUGGUGCUGGGAUUGUAUAUGUGCCUGCACAUAGUUGCUUCAAGAGUUCACAACAUAUUGGCGGAUAUUUAGCAGAGUCGUUUACUAGUUCAAGCGAACUUAAGGCCUUAAUUCGCAUUUUCGGCGGUUAUGGGUUUGACAAAAUUGACAGGACAAUGCGAGAACACGUUGCAGCAUUAUUAAACUGUAUUAACACAUCUCUGAGGUCAAAUCGUGAAGCUCUAGAGGCUAUAGCUGGGUGUUUGAAUUCUGGUGACCGAAUUGAAAGAGAAUCGAAUCUGAAACAAAUUCUCGACAUGGAGACACUGAUUGAUUUUUGUAUACAAGCAGGUCAGACGAUAGCAUUCCGCAGGAAUCUUGUAGAGGCUGCUGGAGAAGUUUUAGCAGAAAAGGCACCUCUAAUUGUUUCCUUGCUAGGUGGGGUAGCUAAGCAGUUACCUAAUGACGUACCCGAUAAGGACGAAAUUAAAAGGUUGAGAAAAGUGGCGGAUAGUGUAGGUGUUGUUGAUGAGCAUGACACGGAAUGGAUGCAUUCAAUCAUGGAAGAAUCUGGUGCUUCAACUGACAGUUCUUGGAGCUUGCUUCCAUAUCUUUAUGCUACACUUAUGGCCUCCAAUAUCUGGAGUACAACUAGUUAUAAUGUCCAUACUGGUGGAUUCAACAAUAAUGUGCACUGCUUAGCCAGGUGCAUCAAUGCUGUAAUAGCUGGAAGCGAGUUUAUUAGGCUGGAAAGAGCAGAGAAGCAGAGAGCAUCUCUUUCAAAUGGGCAUGCCAAGGAGAUGGUAGAGCCUGAAAUGCUGAGCCGUGUCUCAGUUGAAGCAAGCAUUAAGUCUGCUAUGCAACUCUAUGUAAAAUGUGCCUCAGUAAUUGUUCUUGAUUCAUGGAGUGAUAAUAACAGGUCACACAUCAUACCAAAGCUGAUAUUCUUGGAUAACCUCUGCGAUAUCUCCCCUUACCUCCCCAGAAGCACGCUAGAAACUCACAUUCCAUAUGCAAUUUUCCAAUCUCUGUACCAGCAACACUACAUGAGCUCAUCUCCUGUGAUCCUACCGGAAUUACUGUCACAAUCUCCAAGACAAUCGCCUCUCAUCUCUCUCACUCACGCAUCUCCUGCUGUCCGAUAUAAUCAUCACAGAGGUGGAGAGUCCACUCCUCGGUCUCAUGCACAGGACUCUGCUUACUUCAACGCACCUGCACAACAGUAUCAUCAGGAUGUCGGUGGUGAGAAGCAACAGCGGAGGCGGUCUGGGCCGCUGGAGUAUGGACCAGGCCGGAAAGUGAAGUUUGUCGAGGGAUCGAGUUCUGGCGGACAGGGCCCAAGCCCAUUGCCGAGGUUUGCUGUGUCCAGGUCGGGGCCUUUGUUGUACAAGUAGAAUAGUUCUGCUACGUGACACGCCUUUUAUUUGUACUAAUUAUUUCCUGUAAUUUAUGCAUGCUUUAAUUUUCAGUUACUAUGUAAUAUUUUCUAGGGCCUCGAACUAAUAGUGAAUGUAAUUGCUCUUGACUAGUUAUUGUUAAUAUUUGAACGAGAUUUGGUGGUCUCCUUUA
Asparagus officinalis (garden asparagus) is the source of this 4282-nucleotide messenger RNA. RefSeq names its product probable protein NAP1. Gene Ontology annotation, biological process: cell migration; cell projection assembly; cell morphogenesis. NCBI's taxonomy places the organism in Eukaryota, Viridiplantae, Streptophyta, Magnoliopsida, Asparagales, Asparagaceae. The record is from RefSeq and is a predicted model, not a curated record. Bases 49 to 4107 code for a protein of 1352 amino acids. Gene Ontology annotation, cellular component: SCAR complex. The transcript is spliced from 23 exons.